Messenger RNA from Geosmithia morbida, 2238 nucleotides. Its product is annotated as anoctamin-10. The transcript has 8 exons. The record is from RefSeq and is a predicted model, not a curated record. Gene Ontology annotation, biological process: chloride transmembrane transport. Gene Ontology annotation, cellular component: cortical endoplasmic reticulum. Gene Ontology annotation, molecular function: chloride channel activity. NCBI's taxonomy places the organism in Eukaryota, Fungi, Ascomycota, Sordariomycetes, Hypocreales, Bionectriaceae. The coding region runs from base 1 to 2238 and encodes 745 amino acids.
AUGGCCGCGACCCAGGGCAGACGCAAUGAUGGUGCCGUCGAGGGAAAUUUUGGCAUCGACUAUGUUCUCCACUACAAGAUCCCCGCCAGAGAGCAUGCCGAUGCCGAGGCUGCCUUUGUCCAGCUGAUGACCGACCUCCACCAGGUAGGCCUGGAUACGCAGGUCCGCAACGGCCCGGACUCGUCGCUCUUCGUCUUCAUCAAGCUGGCUUCGGAGGACGUACUGGCGCAGAACGUCUACCACGCCCGCGUCCAGGACUGGCUGCAGGGUAUCCGCUCCUCCCUGCCGGACAAGGAUGUCGGAGCCACUCUGGGCGAUGAGCCCAUCACGGAGGCCGAGCGGUCGCGACUGGUGUACCUGAUGCUCAGCAGGCCUCCUUCGGAAGGCGGGGCCGGCAUACUCCCUCGCUCGGGUCGCUGGCGCUACGUCGAUUCCCUCUUCCCCCUGCACAACAACGAAUUCAACAAGGCCUGGCUCAAGAAGUGGAGCACGAAGUAUCUCCUCGACCAGGACGACCUCGACGAGAUCCGCGACAAGUUUGGGGAGACGGUGGCGUUUUAUUUCGCCUUUGUCCGGUCGUACUUCCUUCUGCUGCUGUUCCCUGCCGGCCUGGGUCUGACGGCCUGGCUGUUUCUGGGACAGUUCUCGGUCGCCUACGCCAUGCUCAGCUGCCUCUGGUGUGUCUUCUUCUUUGAAUUCUGGAAGAAGAAGGAGGUCGACCUUGCCGUCCUGUGGGGCGUGCGCAACGUGUCCAACAUCUCGCACCCGCGACCGGAGUUCGAGUGGGAUCGUGAGGCCGAGGACCCCGUCACGGGAGAGCCCGUCAAGGUCUACAGCCACCUCAAGCGUCUGCGCGUCCAGCUCCUCCAGAUUCCCUUCGCCCUGAUCUGUAUCGGCCUCCUCGGCGGUCUCGUCAUCGCCUGCAACUCGCUCGAGGUCUUCAUCAAUGAAGUCUACAGCGGCGGAGGCAAGGCAAUCCUGGCUCUCAUCCCUACCAUCAUCAUCAGCACCGCGACGCCCGCCCUGUCUGCCCUCCUCAUGCGCGGAGCCGAGGUGCUGACCGAGAUGGAGAACUACCCGACAGUUGACGGUCACAGAGCCGCUCUCAUCCAGAAGCAAUUCGUGCUCAACUUCAUCACUUUCUACAUGCCCCUGCUCUUCACCGCAUUCGUCUACAUCCCCUUCAGCCACGUUCUCAAGCCCUUCCUCGAGUUCUGGAGCAAGACGGCCCAGGCCGUCACCUUCAGCGAGAAGCCCCUCCCUACCAAGCAGCUGCGGAUGGACCCGGGCCGCAUCAGCAGGCAGAUGUUCGGCCUGACGGUUACGGGACAGGUCGUCAACCUCGGCAUGGAGGUGGUGCUCCCCUGGGUUACGCGCAAGGCGUCUGCCAAGGCCAAGGAGCUGCAGACGAAGGAGGACCCGGCCGCCAGAGACCACCCUGAGGAGACGGAUCUCAUGCAGAGGGUCAGACACGAGUGCGGGCUCGACAUUUACGACGUCAGCGUCGACUAUCGUGAGAUGGUGAUUCAGUUUGGCUACCUAUCCAUGUUCUCCGUCGCGUGGCCCCUGGCGUCGGUCUGCUUCAUCGUCAACAACUGGGUCGAGCUCCGCUCCGACGCCCUCAAGAUUGCCGUGGGCAGCCGACGCCCCAUCCCGUGGCGCUGCGACUCCAUCGGCCCCUGGCUGACGGCCCUCGGCUUCCUCUCGUGGCUCGGCAGCAUCACGAGCUCGGCCAUCGUCUUUCUCUGCAGCCGCCCUCCGGAUGGGGAGCUGAGCACCGCCUCCAAGAUUACGCUGGCGGGAUUCCUGACCAGCGUCCUCUUCGCCGAGCACUUCUAUUUCGCCGUUCAGAUGACCGUCGACUACGUGAUGUCCAAGAUGGAGAGCCCCGGCCUGCAGAAGGAGCGCAGGGAGCGAUUCCACCUCAAGAGACAGCUCCUAGGCGAGGGCCAGCUGCAGACCGUGCGGCGGACGGCGCCGUCGUCGGCCCCUCGGACUGCCAGCGUCGGUGCUGCGACCGGUGCGGAUGCGUCGGGGAUCACCCGCCAGUCGCUCGAGGACGAGGCGCGCGAGCAGUCGCUCAAGGGACACGGGACCGACGAGGAAUUGUUUUGGCUGCGACAGCGUAGCACGGACGAGUCUAUCACCAUCGGCCGCCAAAUUAUUCAAGAGCUCGUCCAGGAAGAGACAGGCUCUCCGGAAAAGGCAGCUCCUGAGCCUAGUCCCAAGGCCGAAUGA